AAGUUUUACCCUUAUUUUUUCCCCUCCUUCUAGGUAAUAUAGUAAUUUUUGGAUUUCAUUGAAAGAAAGUAAUUUAGUUUCUCUCCUCAAACUCCAACCCACAGCUUCUCUUCAUCUCCUUCCGCCCCCUCCCCCGGCCUCCGCUUUCAAUCUCCAGAACUGGUUGACGGAGGACUUCAAAUUACCGCCGCCUCUUAAACCCUAACUACUCUCCUCCCACAAAACCACCAUCUUCUAGUUGUGUCACCACCUCUAGUCGCCGCCGCCGCCUCUGCCAUUGUGGAUGAAAAACAUUGAGGUUUCAAUUUGGGAGACUUCCAACCAUCUCUCCUUUUCUGCCGCUUCUAUUCACGGUGUUGACAACAGUAUUGAAGUUCUGUUCUACAUCCAAGGAGCUUUUCUAUUUAAUGUCUGACUACGAGGCCUGCUUUUCUCUUGAUGAUGGUCCACUUGUUGGAUUUUAUUUGUUUAAAAAUUACAGAUUGGUUUCACCUUCAAGGUCUUGCACCACUCUUGCUUGUACAACUAAGGGAAAAGCGAACCCAAGGAUGUUUCCUGAAUUGAGAGACUGAUGCUGUUUUAUGUGUUAUUCCUAAAGCAUAUAGUGUGCAGGCUCUUGUAACAGUUUCUGUUGUAAAUGCUGGUGAAUGCUACCCUUCGUUUGGAAAAUAAAUAAUGUCUGAUCUCGAGAAGACUAAUAAGAUUUGGAGUCCGAAGCCUGUUGAAUACGAGGACUCUGAGGCUGCAAAGCUUUGUGCGGUUCUUCAUGAUUGCAAACAUUCCGUUGAGGAUUCUGUGCAACAGACCAUCAGGACAAAGAAACUACAAUAUGGAAAAUUCAAGGGUCAAGAUGGGAAUUAUGUUAGGCUUGGCCCUUGUUUCAAACCUGAAAAACUUGAUAAAGUACUCAAAUCGCUGAAGGAGUGUUUUCCUACUGAAUUUACAAAGUCGCCCUUUCUGAAUGAGCCGGAGAAGCUAAAGUGUGAUUGGGUGAAAACCUCGGGCAAGCCAGUCAAUGGUUGGACAUCUACCAUUGACACUCAACAGUGGUUCACUCGACUUUCUAGCAAGCACGAUAAGUGGAGGAAACUGCGUAUUUACGAGUUUCUUAGGCUCUCAACAUAUCCCGCUUUGCCAUUCUACGGUGCUAUGACUCUAGGAUUGCUUUGUUGUUGGAAUCCCUGCCUCAAUGUGUUCGUCACUGGCCAGGGUUUCAAAACCAUCACCCUUGAAGACAUAGCUUUUCUUACUGGAUUGUCUCCUAUUGGUGUAGACCUCCCCACUCAAAGUUUAAUAGAUGGAGCUCUUGACAUGGAGAAGACUACGCCAUGGAAGAAUAAAACAAACAUGUCAUAUAGCUCCAUUGUGGAUUACUAUAACCCUGAUAAAAGUAAAUCCCUCUCAGAUGAAAUCUCUAGGAAAGAAGAGGUAUUGUUUAUCAACCUUGCUUUUUGUAAACUGCUGAUGUUUCCAUCUUGCAAUGUCAAUAAAACUUUCUUGAAGCUAGCAGCAAACAUUGAAGCUUCAGGACUGGACCCAAAAAGAACUGAAUCCUUGUGUCUUGCCCCUCUUUUCCUGGGACAAGUGUAUCGAUGCCUUUAUCGACUUCGAACCCAUGAGAAGCUUUCUACUGCUGGUGGCCCUAUAUGGGUCAUAUCUAUGUGGGGACUUUUUUACUUUCCUCGUCUUGUUGAACAUAAAGACGACGAAGAGCUAAAAGCAGACUUUGACAAGCCUUCAGUUCUUCCUGUCAAAGAAUGUUGUUGCUAUGGGGAGUUGGCUAUUCAUACAAAUUCUCCAGUGGUACAUCUAGCGUUUGAAGAAGUCUUAAGGGGACUUCUGUUCCCCACCAGGGAGGCAAGUCAAUCUGAUUGGCACCCUUUUUCUGGUGAGGAUGAAAUGGAUAUUCCAUCAGAAGGAAAAAUUAGGGAGGAUACAUCAGGGCAUUGGAUGAAGGAAGCUGCCCCAGUUUGGCUCGUAGAGAUUUCUUGCAUGAGGAUCCGUGAAGGGGAUGAAUCACAUUGGUCCUCUAUUUUGGUUUCUCGAGACCUUAUCUGCCUCGAACCACAGGCCAUUGGCGUUGAAGCUUAUAAUCCUAACCUCGUGGCUCGUCAAUUUGGGAUGACUCAAGGCCUGGGAAUCCCCUACUAUAAGACUUUGAAUCGUCCUUGGGGAACCAGACUCAAUCUUUUGGACAUGGCCUUGAAAUCAGUUGACAACAAGCAUUCCUUCACCGAGACAUGGCUGAAGUCUUUACCUACCUAUGAGGUAAGGUAUCUUCAUAUCACCCCUUGGUUUAGACGGGCCGAGAUAGAUUCAGGUUAUGAGCUUUGGUGGAUUGAUUUUCUCAAGAGAUGUCAACCGUCAUGGCUUGAAGCCUUUGCCACUCUUAUUCGAAACAUCCACGGUCCUCUAAUGAUGUAUUCUCCAUCAAUUGCCCAGAAUUCUUUGAAUCCAAGGAAAAAAAAACACAGCAGAGCUCGAAUCGCUGUUUUUCCUGGUCAGACAAAAGCUUUGAUAGAGAUAGAGAAAUGUGCUCAAACAUCAUCUCCUGCUAAGAGGGAACUGAAAAGAAAGAGUGAAAGGAUCAUGGCCGCUUCUACUUCCCGGCCUUCAAAGAAGGCUGUUGUUGAAGAGUCCAAGGAAUGUGAUGAUAAUACUCCCCUCAAAAUAUUGAGGAGGCGGCAUUCUACUCCAUCUUUCCACCGUGCCCUCAGGACUGUAAGAAAGAAAAGGAAAUACAAUUUUCAACCAGUAGCUUCAAGGACUUCGAGUAUUGUGCUGGCCUGUUCGAAUAAUCCGAAACAAAUACACAUCAAAGAACCCUCCCAGAAGACCGGGCCUGAUAUUUAUAAUGUUUCCUUGAACGUUCUCAAGGUUCUUGAGAAAGAAAAAGAGGAAGCAACCACCCCUGGCAUAGAGCGUGAUACUUCCCAUGCUACUCAAAGUAUUCCGGAAAGCUUGAGGAAAAUAAUCAAUGAAGAAUUAGCAUUAGAAACUGCAGGUUCUGAACCUGAGGACUCUCUUGAGCCACCUCAUCAGAUGGUUCUUGGAAUGGGUUCUGCUAAUCUCAAGGAGACAUCUUCUGUUCUUUCAAUGGACCAAAUUUUAGACAAGGUGAUUUUGGAACCCCAAGAAGCUGACCUUACUAGAAUCUCUCCUCCUCAAGCGGAAGAUCAUCCAUCAAUACAAAUGGAGCCCACGGAAGGUUCUGGGACAAGAGGUACAACUACUUCAGACAUCUCUCAAUCUGUUAUUGAUGAUGGCUCCCCCACAUUCUCGGAGGUACUCGAGUCUGUGGAGCUACCUUUGAGCUCAAAAGGGGUCUGUUACACCCCUGAAAAGGCGCUUGCAGAGGUAAAUUCACUCGUGUCUCUCAUCGAGGAUACCCUUCGUCCUGCUUCUAUUUCAUCAGCAUUCGACAUUGAGAAAGAAAAUGCAGAGAAGAUCCUCAAUGUAUUGCAAAGCAACAUGGAGAACCUCACAGCAUAUGCUGACCUGGCAGAUCAGAUUCAUAAACUAUCUGUAGUAUCCCCUCCGCAGUUUAAGCCUAAUUUAGCUCACUUCCGGAACGUUUUCUUAUCCCUUCAACAUCAGCUGCAAGAUAUUAACAAGGAUGGAGUCAGGUUGACCUACGAUUCAGACACCCUUCGUGAUUUGAGUAUCAUCGCCAAAGAUCUUCGAGAUCGUAUUCAGAAUAGUCGAGAAAGAAUAGACCAAAUUCAAGCAGAAUGUAGUGAAUAUGAUAAGGAGAUUGAAGAAAUGGAGGCAAAACUUCAAAAUCUGAAGCAACAACGAGCCAGUAAGCAACAAGAGCUAAACAAGGAACAGCAUAAAUUUGAUGACUUUUCGUUGACUUGGUCAGUAACUAUUCCUUCUCUUCAAAAGCAGACUAAAAUCAUGGUUACUGCUCAACAAACAAAGGCAGAACGAGAGUCUGCUCUCAAAACUGUCAAGGCCAAUGUCCAUAGUUUUCUCGAGCUUUUAAGAACGAUGUAAUUUAUCUCAUUAGCAAUCAAAAUAGGAGCUAUUUUUCUGUAAUCUUGUAUUGUUCGCAAAGUUGUCCCAUUUGUGGAUGCGCGAUAAUGUAUGCUAGUUUGUGUUAUUAAUUUAUUAUUAGUUCAGAUCUUAAAUAUUGAUCUUUCUUCA
Molecule: messenger RNA, 4149 nt
Organism: Spinacia oleracea (spinach)
Lineage: Eukaryota; Viridiplantae; Streptophyta; Magnoliopsida; Caryophyllales; Amaranthaceae
Exons: 9
Coding region: 676-3999 (1107 amino acids)
Biological process (GO): meristem development; meristem maintenance
Source: RefSeq, a predicted model, not a curated record